Messenger RNA from Raphanus sativus (radish), 854 nucleotides. RefSeq lists its product as uncharacterized. The coding region runs from base 82 to 714 and encodes 210 amino acids. The record is from RefSeq and is a predicted model, not a curated record. The transcript is spliced from 6 exons. Lineage: Eukaryota; Viridiplantae; Streptophyta; Magnoliopsida; Brassicales; Brassicaceae.
ACCAACGGAGAGUAAAACAUUGCAUUUGUACGAAGCAAGAUACUUGGCACUACUUGAAGAGUUACUUGGUUCUUGCAGUCGAUGAAAAGAAAGAAGAAUAUGUUUGUUCAUUUCAUUCUCGAUCCUAUUUCGAUUAGUGAGGAAGCAACAGAAGCAUCCUUUGCUGCUCGAUAUGGCUGCUUAGUACUUAUUGAAAAUGUCGAGAGAUUAGACAUUGGAGCACUUGUCUCGAUUAGAGGAGCUGGUCGUGUGAAGAUUUCGAGAAUUCUAGGGGCAGAUCCUUAUUUGUCUGGAGAGGUCAGACCAAUACAAGAUCGUUUUAAUUAUGAGAGCAGCGAUGAAAUAACCUCAAAAAUAUCCAACCUAAAGGAAUCUAUCAAGAAUCUCAACAGCUUGGAGAUCAAACUUAAGGCUCCAGAUGACUCGCUGCUUCAAACUCGUCUCUUUAACUCUUUGAAAUGGGCUGAAGAUGAGCCACCGGGAGAAUGUGAAGAAUCCUUUUUUCCUUCCCUUCAAGAACGUUUAUCAUUCGCUGCGUUUCAACCGGUUUCAGGAGUCACACAGUCGGAACUGUCAAGGUUACAACAGGAGAAAUUAAAGGCAAUGGAUAUAAAAGAUACAAUGGAGAGGUUAAAACUUUCAAUGGGACUCAUCAAGGAGAACAUUUCUUCAAUUGCAGCCAAACUCGCCAUCCAGUCUUUGGAUAUUCGUUAGAGUUUAUAAUAUGUCUCUAAUUGUAAAUGUGCCAGAUUGAUGAAUUUUUAAUUAAAAUUGAAAUGACCUUCAUACCUCCUUUUUUCCAAUAUGUAAAUUACAUAGAUUUGAUAUUUUAAACACUUUAUAUAAGCUUUAAA